Messenger RNA from Cynocephalus volans (Philippine flying lemur), 5177 nucleotides. RefSeq names its product synaptosome associated protein 23 (gene SNAP23). The record is from RefSeq and is a predicted model, not a curated record. The transcript is spliced from 8 exons. Gene Ontology annotation, biological process: synaptic vesicle fusion to presynaptic active zone membrane; synaptic vesicle priming; exocytosis. Bases 153 to 782 code for a protein of 209 amino acids. Gene Ontology annotation, molecular function: SNAP receptor activity; syntaxin binding. Lineage: Eukaryota; Metazoa; Chordata; Mammalia; Dermoptera; Cynocephalidae. Gene Ontology annotation, cellular component: SNARE complex; plasma membrane.
GGCGCAUGGGUCGGGCAAGCGCAGGCGCGACAAGGGCGCAGCCCCUAGUCGGGUCUGGUGGUGUCCGAGCUUCCUUGGCCGAAGAAGGAGUGGCCGGAACCUAUUGAAUAUCCACAUUUUUGUUUCUGUACCUGAUAGAAUUUUGAUUCAUCAUGGAUAAUCUGUCAUCAGAAGAAAUUCAGCUGAGGGCUCACCAGGUUACAGAUGAGUCUCUGGAAAGUACAAGGAGAAUCCUGGGUUUAGCCAUUGAGUCUCAGGAUGCAGGAAUCAAGACAAUCACUCUACUGGAUGAACAAGGAGAACAACUAAACCGCAUAGAAGAAGGCAUGGACCAAAUAAAUAAAGACAUGAGAGAGGCAGAGAAGACUUUAACAGAGCUCAACAAGUGCUGUGGCCUUUGUGUCUGCCCAUGUAAUAGGGUGAAGAACUUUGAGUCUACUAAGGCCUAUAAGACAACAUGGGGAGAUGGUGGAGACAAUUCACCUAGCAAUGUAAUAUCUAAGCAGCCAGGCCCAGUGACAAAUGGUCAGCCUCAGCAACCAGGAGCAGCCAGUGGUGGAUACAUUAAACGUAUAACUAAUGAUGCCAGAGAAGAUGAAAUGGAAGAGAACCUGACUCAAGUGGGCAGUAUCCUGGGAAAUCUAAAAAACAUGGCCCUGGACAUGGGCAAUGAAAUUGAAGCUCAAAAUCAACAAAUAACACGGAUCACGGAGAAGGCUGACACCAACAAAGAUCGUAUUGAUAAUGCCAAUGUCAGAGCAAAGAAACUCAUUGACAGCUAAAGUUACUGCUGUACUUCUUUAUCAUUUAUUCACUUCUCUAGCUCCUCUUCCAAAGUUGUUACCUUUUCAGAUUUUGAAAUUUGGUCCCACUCUUCUAAUUGGGAGAUAGUGUGGAAGAAGGGCUAGAGGAGUAACAGUCUUCCUAUUUUCUCUGUUUCUUUUGAGGGUAUACUGCUGCUCACUCAGCCUUCUAGUAUUUUCUUUCUUAGUACAUACUCUUACAUAGGUUUUCAUACAUCACAUGUAGUGUUUUCAUCCUCCUCAUGUACUUCAGCACGUUCUUUUGCUUUCAAGAUUUUUGCCAAAGACAGCCAUGAAUAAGGAAGCUGUAUAGGUGGUGUUGGUGUUGGUGUGUUUUUGUGGUGGUAAGAGGUUUAACAAGAAGAGCUUUUACCCUCAGUAGAAACUUGCAGGCCACAAAGCAGAAAGUUGAAUAUCCACAGUAAAGAUCUAGUUGAGUUUAGUUUUUAAUUUAAGUUGCAGUUAUUGCCAAUUUAAGCUAAUGCUUGGUUUUGGAGCUUUUUAUACACAAUAUUUUUGUUGUACAUCACAGUUUUGCAACCUCUACUCCAAAGAGAAUAGAAUGAGUUAUCUUAAAGUGAGCUUAAUUUCUGAACUCUUAGUAUUUCAUAUAUGUACAUAGAUUUUGUGAUCCCAUUUCAUAUUGCACCAUUUAGGAACACUUUGUAUAAAUGAAUGGCUUUUUUAUUUUCAUAUUAGUAGUAGUAUCAUGGUCCCAUUACAGGCCUAUUAACCUCAAAAAUAUGUAUAUAUAUAUGUGUAACAUGAGAAUUUCUCUUUAAAGCAGGGAUUAAAAUUUUUUUUGGAAAGUUUGACACCAUAUAUCACAUGAAUGCAGAUUUACCUCAAUGCCAAGAAUUAUGUUUAGAUAGGAAAAAGGAAACUUAUUUUGAUCUCAGGCAGAAAAAUAGAUUGCUUGGAGUUUUAUGUAGCUUUAGACUUUAAAAAAGUUUGAAUUUAUUCUGUCUUACUAGAAGUGAUUUGGAAAAUUACAACUUUGGUUUAAUUAUUGAUGCUUGCACUGUCAUUUCACUUAGCCUUUUGUAUUGAACUAUGUCCAGAAUCAAUUUUAUGUAGAUCCUGAACAGUGUUAUAAAAAUCUGUUUGGUAUUUGUCACAUUUAAAAACUAACAUCUGCACACUUUAAAGCUAUCAGUAUGGACUGGUUUGACUAACAACCACUGCUUGAUCCUAACAAUUAAAUUUUAUAACUAACUAAUGGUAUUGUUCUUUCAAAGAGGUAAUAUGUUUCUAUGACUGUUAUUGUGGGGGCUGUAAUUCCAUCAGCUCUUGUUUAACAAAUUGAGUAAAACAAAAGUCCAAAAAUCAAGAAACAUUCCAAUAGAAAGCUGUCUGUAGCAUCCUUCCAAUUUUUAUUGGAAAUAUUGACAGGACUUUUCUAUGAUUUGUCAUGAGAUUCAUUUUAAUCAUUACUAGUGUUUAAUUCAUUUGAGCUUAAAUACACUAGUGACUGAAAGGAUAAUGUUUCAAAGUGAGAGCUACAAUCCACUCACUGGAGAAAAUACAGUUAACAUGGGAACUUUCAAAAGCUGUAGAAGAAAAACUUUUAAAUAAAGUGAGACUCAGGCCCUCUUUAAUAGAAAUGUUCCAUGUCAGAAUGAGUAGUUUGGCAGAUGAUAGUAGAUAUCUAAAGUAAGAAGGUGGAAAAUAAUGGGGAUUUUGUUACCUAAAUGCCCUUCCUAAAAGCACUUAAAGGAAAAAAAAUUUCUUUUCUUUUUUUUUUAGAGCACAGUGUUGUAACACCAAGGUCAAGAGUUUGGAUCCAUGCACCAGCCAGCCCCCCCCCCCCCAAAAAAUUUAACAAUGUUCUGGCUAAAAGACCUAGUUCUGAGGAUGCCAAUAUUCUGCACCCCACAGUAUAAUUAGUUAGAAGCAUGAGCUAAGGCACCAAAUUGUGGUGGCUAGAGUGACUGUAAGCCCACUUCUGUAUCUUAGUUUCCUUGUCUGUAAAUGGGAUUAAUAAUUCCUACCUCAUAGUGUUGUAAUGCUUAGAGUGCUAAUACAUGUAAAGCACAUAGAACAGUGCUUGGCAAAUGUAAGAGCUUGAUAAAAUGAUAACCGCUCUUCUCUCUCUAGUGGAGCUCUUUUUUGGUCACGAAUCCCUGGUGAAUUUGAUGAAAGACAACACAGCCCCUCUUCCCAGAGAAACAGGCACACAAAUAUGAAUCAUGUAUAAAUGAGAAUCAUGGAGGUCUUGAAAGCUCAUCCAUGGAUUCUAGAUUACAAACUUUUCCACAGCUUCUGCUACUGAGAGAGAAGAGAGGUGAGGCCAUAGAAGCUCAUAAUGUAUUAGCAACAGAAGCUGUUGACUUAAAGCUUUUUCUCAUCUUCUCCUGUAACAUUGUCUGGAAACUUGUUUCUAUUACUUUUAAAGUGGUUAACAUAAGUUCACCUUGGUUCAAAUUUUGGCUCAUUUACUAGUUGUGUGACCUUGAGCAUAAUAUUAACCUAUAACUAAGCAGGUAAAAAAAACAGUAUCUGCCACUGAACUUAAUUUUCUUUUUUAAACAGUAAGCUGCAAGUUUCUAGUCUUAUAAUGACAAUGAUCUUUAUCCUCUAUAGCUGUGACUACAUUUUUCUUCAUUUUUAACUCAUCCUUUGUUUCCACACUUCAACUUUAGAUCUGUCCAUGUUGUAUGGAGAUUAUAAAUAUCACCUUAAACAUCUACCUCCCAGACAUCCCACACUCAAUUGCACUUAGAAUUAACUUCUUUGAAUGCUGUUUUUUUUAGGUCACUCUCUCACUAAAAUUCUAGGUUAUCCCAGUUACAUUCCUAAUCAGAUUUAUAUUUCUUAGAUUGAUAUUCAAAGUUCCUUAUCCUCUAGCCAUUUUUAAUCCUUUUAUUGUAGUGUCUGCUCCAAGCCUUCUAUUUCUAUACAACUUGCUAAAUUCUACUUUCAUGCCUUACAGGUGAGAUAAAGAACAUGAUUUAUUGAGUGCUCUGUCAUGGACACUAUGUAAAGUACUUUUAAUGUAUCUUUCACCAUAACCUUGUAACAUACCGUAGAGGUAGGAGAAUAUUACAGAUGAGUAAAUUGCUCAAAUUUAUAAAGCUAGUUAAUGACAGAAUCUGGAUUCAAACCUUGGUCUUUCUCACUCCAAGAUCUAUGAUCUUAGUAUAUUACACUGACUUCCAAACCAAGCUCUAAAAAAUUUAGGUGAGGGGCCGUCCUGUGGCUCACUUGGGAGAGUGUGGUGCUAAUAACACCAAGGCCAUGGGUUUGGAUCCCUAUAUAGGGAUAGUCAGUUAGCUCACUUCAGAGAGCGUGAUGAUGACAACACCAAGUCAAGGGUUAAGAUCCCCAUACCGGUCAUCUUUAAAAAAAACAAAUAAAUAAAAAUUUAAAAAAUAAAAAUUUAGGUGACUUACGGCUGACAGCCAAACUAGAAUCUGGGUUUUCAGACCACAAGUCAAGCUACUUUUUUAGCUCAUAUUUAAGUCUAAAUCUUGUUUACUAUCACUCUGAGCAUAUUACUUUAUAUGACCCCUGCCUUCAAAUAGUUCAGUCUAGCAAGAGACAGAUAAAUAUAGAAUGCGAGAAGUGUUAUAGUAACAGAUGGGGGAGCAGUUAAUUCGGCUUAGACUUAGGGAAGGGCUUUAGACAUAGGAAAGGAGAAUGUUAGUGAGAGAGGGCAUUCCUGAUUGAGUGAACAAUAUAAAGGCAGAGGAAAAAGAGACUCCACCAUGAGUUUAAGGAGAAUAAACUGAUAUUCUGGGCAGGCAAAAUGAGAGUGAAGAGAGGGUAUCUGGAAAUAAGGCUGGAUCUAAGUUGUGAAGGGUUGUAGUUACUGAUUCUUAUAGUGGUGUGAGGAUUAAACUAAUAAUGAAAUGGGAACAUCUAAAUUGUUAAAUUUAUAAGUUCUGAUUUAUUAGAUGAGAAGUAUGGAUAAAAUAGAGUAAUAUUAAUUGUCCAAUGGAUCAAUAAGAUUAAUAAAUGAAACAUUUAAAUUUAGAAAAAAAUCUCAUCAACUGAUACUGAUAAACUAGCACCCCCUAUCCCUCCCCAAAUUGAAAAACAGAAAAUAACAACCAGAUUGAAGGUCAGAGAGACUUCCUCAUAUAGAUUAAAAAGUAGGUCUUGUGAUAUCUUGACUUAAUGGUUAAGAUAGGUUUAACCAUUAUUGAGAAGUGUCAGUAUUAUGGUUAAUAGCUCCUUAGCUAAGAUAAAACUUCAGAAAGUGACCAAAAUGGUAGCUUUCUAAUAUCCAUGUCAGUGACAAUCUGAAAUCCUCUACCUUUGUACCUUCAGAUUUUCUUAAUAAGCAUGGUUCCAGUACUACAAAAUGUUUAUCAUCAGUCACAUAAAGGCAUUUCACUACUCAUGCAACGUGAAUAAAAGCAUGAAACGUUU